AUGGUCACUGCUGAGAAGCUCAUUGUCCAAGUCUACAUGGUCCAGGUAAAAAUCAGUGAGUCAGUUGACUGUGUCCAUAUCUUCUGUGCCUCACAAAAACCUCAAGAUAAUAAUUCCUAUCAUAGAGAAAUUGGGCCUCCAAGAAGUAAAAUCAUCUGCUCACAGCUGGCUGGACCUAUGGUUGCCCAGCAGCCUGGUAAAGAACAGUCUCAACAAGAGGAACCAAGGACUGAAAGUCAGGACAUUCUACCUGGUCAAGAAAGAGACAAUGAAGGAACACCUGUGGUUCAAGGGUUUGACCUAGAAGCUGAUCAGCAGGAACUGGAUCAGUCAAAUGGGGGUGAGUGUGGAGAUGGUCCAGAGAUCAAGGAGGAGAUUCUGCCAAACCUUGAGCCCAUUAAAAAUACCAGAAGUAGAUGA
This is a messenger RNA of Hipposideros armiger (great roundleaf bat), 420 nucleotides long. Its product is annotated as X antigen family member 3-like. The record is from RefSeq and is a predicted model, not a curated record. NCBI's taxonomy places the organism in Eukaryota, Metazoa, Chordata, Mammalia, Chiroptera, Hipposideridae.